AUGAUAUUGCGAGAAUGUGCAUUUAUACCCAUACUCGAGAUGGCCCGUACGAAGCAAACGGCAAGAAAAUCCACUGGCGGAAAGGCACCGCGUAAGCAACUUGCCACAAAAGCGGCACGUAAAAGUGCACCCGCUACAGGUGGCGUAAAAAAACCUCAUCGUUACCGUCCAGGUACCGUAGCUCUUCGUGAGAUCCGUCGUUAUCAGAAAAGUACCGAGCUGUUGAUUCGCAAACUUCCUUUCCAAAGGUUAGUGCGCGAAAUUGCCCAAGACUUCAAGACCGAUCUCCGUUUCCAGAGCUCCGCCGUGAUGGCCCUUCAAGAAGCUAGCGAAGCUUAUCUGGUCGGUCUAUUCGAAGAUACAAAUUUAUGUGCCAUUCACGCCAAGAGAGUAACCAUUAUGCCGAAGGACAUUCAACUUGCUCGACGUAUCCGUGGCGAACGUGCUUAAGCAUCUUUUUCACAAAGUUUAAAAUCGGUUCUUUUCAGAACCACAACUUUUUUUUUACAUUUAUACAAUUGAU
This is a messenger RNA of Harmonia axyridis, 523 nucleotides long. Its product is annotated as histone H3-like. Gene Ontology annotation, molecular function: structural constituent of chromatin; DNA binding; protein heterodimerization activity. The record is from RefSeq and is a predicted model, not a curated record. The transcript is spliced from 2 exons. The coding region runs from base 1 to 450 and encodes 149 amino acids. Gene Ontology annotation, cellular component: nucleosome. NCBI's taxonomy places the organism in Eukaryota, Metazoa, Arthropoda, Insecta, Coleoptera, Coccinellidae.